Molecule: messenger RNA, 919 nt
Organism: Zea mays
Lineage: Eukaryota; Viridiplantae; Streptophyta; Magnoliopsida; Poales; Poaceae
Product: thioesterase superfamily member 2
Molecular function (GO): fatty acyl-CoA hydrolase activity
Source: RefSeq, marked validated
GAUUAACGAUUCUGGUGGGGAGGGAAAGGGAACGGGAGCGGGAGGGGAAUCCAAUUGCGAUGGCCUCCGACUCGGGCGAUUUCGGUGGGGAGAACAAGUCGUUGGAAACGGCGAGGCGGCUGCUGGAGGAGACCUUCACGAGUGAGGCAGAGGCGGAGGCGCUACCGAGCUUGCCCUCGGGGUUCUACGACGCCUUCGUCCUGAGGGGAAUCCGCGUCGUCCAGGCCCUCCAGCCCGGCACACUCCUCUGCCACUUCAACGUGCCCUCCAGACUACUCAACUCGGGCGGCUUCCUGCACGGCGGCGCAACCGCCUCCCUCGUGGAUCUGGUUGCCUCCGCCGCCUUCGCCACUGCCGGGCUACGCACCAGGGGCUCACCCCUUGAGAUGAACAUCUCCUACCUUGAUGCUGCUUUUGCUGAUGAAGAGAUUGAUAUCGAGGCGAAGGUUCUUCGCGCUGGCAAGGCAGUAGGGGUUGCCGUUGUGGAACUGAAGAAGAAAUCUGGCAAAAUCAUCGCCCAAGCUCGCUACUCCAAAUAUCUUGGUGUUAGUAAACUCUGAAUCAUGAUGCUGCCUCCCAUAUAUACGGGGAUAUGGUAGCAGCAAGCAAGCAGGGUGUGGUUUGGUUCGACAGCAAGUGUUGUUACUACUCUACAUUAUAUCUUGGUGUUAGUAAACUCUGAAUCAUGAUGCUGUAUUACUGUUACUCAACCAUCAUCUCAGCUACUUAUUAUUCUUGUGUUAUGAGUCUUCCUCGGAUUGCAUUAAACUAAACUACAGUAUACAGCAAAUACUUGUAUAUAUGUAUGAGCCUGAGCUUCAGGCAUUGCAUGUGGAUGUGUGGCUUUGUCUGGAACUUUUUCUUGUACAUAAAACAAAAGACAUGGCUGAUAAACAUGUGUACCUAGCUAGUUCUUGCA